Molecule: messenger RNA, 1837 nt
Organism: Contarinia nasturtii (swede midge)
Lineage: Eukaryota; Metazoa; Arthropoda; Insecta; Diptera; Cecidomyiidae
Product: SET and MYND domain-containing protein DDB_G0273591-like
Exons: 3
Coding region: 149-1837 (562 amino acids)
Molecular function (GO): protein binding
Source: RefSeq, a predicted model, not a curated record
CAAUCGUUUACGACCAAAAUUCAUAAUGCUGUUUGGGAAUUGCAAUUUCAUAUAUGAACGAAUCUUUUCCUCACAAUCAUUCAUCAAAUCAAUUCGAUUAUAUUGAAUUGCCACACCAUAUACAAAGCACACGUUUUCGAUAAUAUUCAUGAUGUCAACCACAUUCUUCAUGGUUAAUAUUAUAUUUACUGAAUCAAACUCAGCGUUGGAUGUGAGUCCCUGGUCGUUAGCUGACAUUUUUCUCGCUAAUAAUUCUUUAUUUCUCUCAAAAUUGAUAACUUUAAUGAAAACAAUUUAUGGAAACAUUUUUGUGGAUUUACUUGCUCCCCAUCCCGCUGUGUUCUUAGAUGACAUGUGUAUUGAAACUGUUGCAACAGCCAAGCAUAAUUAUCUUGGUAUGAAAUUUGAAGCAACGAAAAGCGAUUUGGUGUCAACUGGCUUUCGUAUCUCUGGCAAUAAUCACUUCAAAGUAAAGUAUUGGCGUAGUGCAAUGGAGUUUUACAACCAGAGUCUUCGUUUUGCUGUGAAGGGCACAGAAAAUUUAAGUUUGGCAUAUGCAAAUCGAUCCUCAUGUUUUUUGCAUAUGAAAAAAUACAAUGAAUGUCUCAAAGAUAUCGAAAUAGCAAGAGAAAACAAUUACCCAAAACGGUCGAUGAAAAAACUGGACGAACGUGAAAUGUUGUGCCUUGAACAAAUGAAAGAAGCCAUCGAAAGUGAAGUAGAAAUAGAGCCGAUGUUAAGCUUUGAUUCGAAUGAAAAUUUUCCAUGUUUAGCGAUUACGUUAGAAAUUCAGACCAACAAAGAGUAUGGUCGGCACAUUGUGGCAAAUCGUGACAUUGAUGUAGGUCAAACAGUCUUAAUUGAAGAACCAUAUGUUGUAGUUUUCGACACAAAUAAUCGUACUUUAUGUUUGACCUGUAUGAAGGCCGUGAAAAACUUUAUUCCAUGCCCAACUUGCAUCGAUGCAAUGUUUUGUGAUGAAAAUUGCAUGCGAAAUAAUGAUACACACAAAAUUGCUUGUGGGUAUGUAUUCUAUCGUGUACCAUCAAUUCAAAUCUAUAUUCAAUCGAUUUUAGUGGCUUUAAAUACAUUCAAUACAGUUGAUCAUUUAAUGGAAUUCGUUGAAAAUCAAUUGGCUACACCGAAAUUCGAUUUGCCCAAAAGUUUUCCAGAUGAUCUACAAACCAAGUAUCUUGCCAAGUAUGGUAUGUUCCUGAAAUUAACCGCAAAUCCAAAGGAAGCAGAUUGCGACGAGAUACUCAACAUAUACUUGGCAUUUAAAUGUAUUUCGAUGAUUCCGAUAAUCAAGGCGAGUUUUGAUACAAAACGAAAAAAACGCUUCUUAAUGCAUUUAAUUUUGCAGCACAGACUCAUUUUGGGCAAUGGUUUUGGCCAUUCAUUCCCAAUCAAUGCCGGCAACAUUCAAGCAUUAUGCAAUGUUAUGUCACUGUUUAAUCACUCGUGCGCACCGAAUAUUCUUCAUUUAUUCGUUGGAAAUAAACAGAUAUUGUUUCAAUCAACCGAAAUGCGUCAAGAUUGUCUGAAAAAAACAUUUCGUUUCAUCUGCAAAUGCAACAGAUGUGCACCAAGCUUCCGGCCAAUCAAUCGUUUGACCAAACAAAUUCAAUUUGACUCGAAUUUUUGUUACAUUUAUGCUAAUCAAUACAAAAUAUCAACUGCUUCCCGUGAACAGCUUGCAAUUUUAAAAGAAAAAUGUUGCGAAUUCUUGAGAAAAUACAGUCAAUUGACCUGGUCAGGCGAAAUUAGUUCCGUUACGUUGAAUUUCAUUAAUUGCAUUAAAAGCGAGUAUCCAGAGUAUAAUAAAACAAUUAUUUGA